Molecule: messenger RNA, 759 nt
Organism: Rhinichthys klamathensis goyatoka
Lineage: Eukaryota; Metazoa; Chordata; Actinopteri; Cypriniformes; Leuciscidae
Exons: 2
Coding region: 1-759 (252 amino acids)
Source: RefSeq, a predicted model, not a curated record
AUGAACUCUGUCCAUGUGGUGUGUGCAGCCAUUGAAAAGGUGAUGAUGGAGAGUUUCCCAACCAGGCCAACACAAGACACUUGGAAAGAGGUGGCCCAAGGAUUCUGUGAAAAAUGGAAUUUCCCAAAUUGUUUGGGAGCAAUAGACGGCAAACAUAUAAUAAUACAAGCACCACCACUGUCUGGAAGUCAGUUCUUCAAUUACAAGAAGACCUUCUCCAUAGUGCUUUUGGCGCUUGUGGGUGCUGACUACAGGUUCCGAUUCAUUCAAGUGGGGGACUUCGGAAGAACCUGCGAUGGUGGUGUGUACGCCAGUUCGGAUUUGGGGAGGGGAAUGGAGACCAACACCUUGCAUGUGCCACCCAGUACCUCUCUACCUGGUGCUGCCCACCUGGGUGAUGUGCCAUUCGUCAUGGUUGGUGACGCAGCUUUCCAACUCAAACCAUUCUUGAUGAGACCAUACCCCGGAGCAAACCUCAGUUACAAAAAGAGGAUUUUCAACUACAGACUUUCAAGAGCAAGGAUGGUGGUUGAAAAUGCCUUUGGCAUUCUGUCCUCCAGCGAAAACCAGAGUUUGCUGGAUGAGGCAGAGCAGCUGGGGAGACAUAUGGCACCAGUAAGAAACAUGGGAGGAAACAGGGCAUCAGCAGAGGCCUGUAAUGUGAGGGAGGUCUUCUGCACCUGCUUUACCUCUCCUGAAGACUGUGUCAUGGCAAAACAGGAUGGUGUGAUCAAAAGGCAUGACAUCAAAGCUUAUUGA